Molecule: messenger RNA, 4059 nt
Organism: Cylindrotheca closterium
Lineage: Eukaryota; Bacillariophyta; Bacillariophyceae; Bacillariales; Bacillariaceae
Source: the annotation of a GenBank genome assembly
AUGUCCUCCACCAACCUACCAGCCUCGUCCCAGGCCAUGUUGGACAACCUGGAACGUAUGAAAAAGCGGAAUCAAGAACGCUUGGCAGAGAUUGUACGGUCCUUUAGUGAAACCAGCAAUAGUGAAUCCAAUGCUAGUGCCACCAACACUGCUAGUUUCAACCAGAUGAUCAGUGGAGGAAGUGGAAGAAGCGGAGGCAGCGGAGGCAGCGGAGGAAAGGCUUCCAUUCAAACUACUACCACGAGUGCCACGGAGAAUACCGACUUUUUGGAAGAUGACGAUGACGACGAAAACGACUUGCAAGAUAAUGCGUCCCAAAGCUCAUCGUCUUCUUCCAGUUCCUUGAUGAAUCCUUAUUUUGGAAACCCUGCGGCUGGAGUACCGGCUUGGUUUUCCAGUUACAUGGCUCAGCAAGAAGCCCGACAACAACUAGUAAAGAACAAACUACAUGCGCAAAAGGAAGAGAUUGAUCGAUUGAACAACAAUCAUAAUGAAAAUGAUACUGGGGAGAGCUCAGUGGUAGUGCAAACACUGUGUCCACUGCCACAAGUCACUCCCACGAUAUCGCCAUUUUCAAAAAUGGGAGAAGAAGAGAAAAAGGAACAAGGUGAUAGUCUCGAUGACAACAGCAUAUUGGUAGACGACGCACAAGAUCCACGCAACGAAUCGCCCUUGAAGCUGCAACCCAUGGUCGUAACAGAGGAAGCAGAGGAUGAUGAAAUCAAUCAGUCUUACUUGACAUCGCCGCCUUCCACAAAGGAUGUAGUGGCCACGCUCUCGGGUCUGAGUUCGGAAAUGAGCCAUAGUUACGACUCGGAAGAGCGCCGCAAACGACGACACCAAAACAUUCGCAAUGUCUUUCGGGCUGAUACAACGAAAUCGCCUUUUGUGCGAAACGCGGACGAAAUCAACACCUUGAUAAAGUUAUCCGACGCCAAGCAAUUUCUAGAGCAAUUUGCUGCAAUCAAGGGGGAGAAAAGGGUGGAUAUUGAUAAUGGUGGUGAACAGCAGCAGGAGGACCCAGACGAGCAGGUACAACUACAAAAAUCCCAAUCACAACAGCAAUCGCAAGAAGAUCGCCUGGAACAAGUACAACGGGACAUUGAAAGAACGGGGACCUAUGAACAUACACCCCAAGAGCUAGAAUUUGGUUGUCAAUUGGCCUGGAAGAAUGCUGCGAGAUGCAAUGCCCGGCAAUACAUGGACAAAUUGGUGAUACGAGAUUCGCGAUAUGUCUCUUCGGCCAAGGAUUGCUUUGAGGAUUUGGUAAAACAUAUCAAGACAUCUUUUAAUGACGGAGCGAUACGACCAGUCAUGACCUUGUAUAGACCGAAGCAAGAUGGACAAUCGGCGCCAGUACGAGUUUGGAACCGACAGCUGUUGGGGUAUGCUGCCUACGAACUCGUGGAUGGGAAGAUUAUGGGGGAUCCCAUCAAUUUGCAAUUUACGGCUUUGUGUCAAGAAUUUGGAUGGACGCCACCCAAGAUCAAGACCGAUUUUGAUAUUCUUCCAUUGCUGAUAUCGGAUGCAUCUACUGGGCAUGCCAAACCGCAAGUCUUUGAAAUACCAUCCGAAGAGAUUCCGGAAGUACGCAUCACACACCCGGAAUUUGAUCUCUUUGAAUUGCUGGGGUUGAGAUGUUACUCAAUGCCUUGUGUUUCCAACAUGGGUGUUGAAAUUGGGGGAGUGCAUUAUCAGACAGCUUGCUUCAGUCGAUGGUACCAAGUUACGGAAAUUGGACGCCAGUUUUUGGAUACUGAUCGGUACAAUUUAGCCGAAUCCGUGGCGGUUGCCUGCAACAUUCCACGACCAUUCGACAAUGGUCUUUGGAAAGAUACUGCCCAAAUGGAGCUACACAAGGCAAUUUUAUACAGUUUUGAGGAACAAUUGAUCCCAUGCGUCGAUCAUUACAAGGCCAGUCAAAGUUUUGUCCAUUAUUAUGACCUAGAAAUGAAAGAGCACGGAAAGUGUCCAGCCGACAAGGCAUCGCUAAUGCCUCCCGCUGGAGGAAGCAUGACGGCCGUCUACCAUAAGAAAGACAUGGCAAAUCACGUUGAGAAGCCACAGUUUCGUAGACAGUUGAGCAUUUGGGAUGAUCUUCGUAUUGGACUUCCAGAGCCUAUCGUUGUCGAGUCUAUUCGGGGAUUGUCAAGGGCUUACCCAACCAAUGCAGAAACGAAUAUGUACGAUGAGGUUUUCAUCUAUCACGCAUCUGAGUUCGGCAAAGCGCUCCGCAUGGCAACCAUGAUUUCUUGUGAAUUUGGAGAGAAUGCAACUGGGCCUAUUGCCUUGGAUGAUCUUCCUGAUUUGCUUAUUCAGCACUCGGAUUAUAGUGGAACAAAUCGGAAACAGAGUAAGACUUUGGUGGUCAUUGUAGCCUCGACCAAUGGAAUGGGGGAUGCACCAGAAUCAGCAAAGAGUUUUGUUGAUCAAAUGAAGAUGGUGCAGGAGCAUUCUGUGCGCGACGUUGAAUUCUCGAUUUUGGCACUGGGGAAUUUUGCUUAUCGACAGAGUUCUGCUGCGUUUGGCCACAAGGUUUAUUCCUUGCUGGAGAAAGCAGGAUGUUCCCCAGCCUUGAAUAUUCAAAUCGCAGACGAGUUAAACGAUCCUCAAGCUGCACUGGAUUCCUUCACAAAACUGAUAACGCAAGUUUGUACAGGGCAGGGGCAGUUGGGCAUUGAUUUAGGGGCAAUAUCAAGCCGGCCGCCAGCAUUUGCAAGUAUCAGUCUAGAGGCGCGUACAAAGAUGCUAGAAACGAGUUCAACUUCGGAAAACAACCACAGGGAUCCAGGAGUGUUGCAUUACAGCAGCUCGUGGGCCAACAGGGCACACAAACUAAAACCGUCUAUGGACAUGUUCACGUUCAAUGUUAAUGAGGGGUAUGAAAGUCUCCUGAACGAAGCCGUUCCUGGUGAUCUUGUGGCGCUCUAUCCAUCAAAUUUGAACGACGUUGUUGAGCUGGUUUUCCGGAAUGUCAACCAUUCCAAAAGAUCAGUCGCAAGAGAAUACCUAAAGUCCAACAUUGACCUUUCCAGACCACUCAAGUCUGCUGACAUUCAAGAGCUUCGAAAGCUAAUGAGAAACACAGAUGCCAGGGAGAUCGUGGCAACGAUUGCUAGCCAAUCUUCGCAAGAGAACAAUCCGUCCAUAGAGCAGCUGGUUCAGAUGCUCCCUCCAGGCUCGAUUCCAAUGGAGUGGGUUGUUCAAUUUGGGCCUCCAAUCGAUCCUAGAUUCUUCUCCAUUGCGGAAGUGAACUUACUCGAAAACAGCGUGAGCUUUGCCCAAUCUGUGUACACUUUUGAGUCAAACAAGAAAGCUGGACUAGCCUCGCGCUGGCUGCGAUCGCUGCGCAAGGGCGAGAUGACUAGUGCACUCUUUGUCACCAGCAGUUUCCAUGCACCCGCAAAUCGGGAUUGUCCCUUAUUGCUGUUUGCAGCAGAUUCAGGAAUUGCGUCUUUUCAUUCGUUGUGGCAACCGAAUUGCAGAAACCCGCUGUAUCUCUUCUACGCCUGCAAGAAUCCAUCAGAGAUUGCAUUCCGAUCGAACAUCUCUGAUCUGAAGGAGGAAGGACGUCUAAAGCCGUACAUUGCCUACAGCCAUGUGAAGAACGGUAGAAUGGAGAUAAAUGAAUUGAUUCUGAGAGCCCGAGAUGUGCUACUAAAGCGCAUUCACAUCAAGAAGGGAAUAAUCUACAUUUCUGGGCCUCCAGGAUUUGAAAGGACAGUACGCAAUGCAUUGGUAACGGUUCUUGCUGAAGGGAACGAGUACUUUCCUGGAAUGGGGACGAUGCGAGCUCUGGAGUAUCUGGCUGUUAUGUCGCAGACGAAGCGAUUGUUCUUGCAGGUCUACGGGAAACCGGCUUUCACUGAAGAUCCAACUUUGGUAAUGUGGCAAGAGGCCGUAGCAAAAACAGUUAGGGCAAUCACAAAUCUCGAGCAGAUUGGUCUGCUUCAGGGGCGAACCGACGACACUUUCGCUCUUGAUUCAGAUUUCAUGGGUUCCUCGAAAAUUCAAAGUGGCAAGCGUUAUAAUCCAAAGGUCGUGUUCACCGACUGCUAA